Messenger RNA from Rhizophagus irregularis DAOM 181602=DAOM 197198, 1305 nucleotides. RefSeq lists its product as uncharacterized. The record is from RefSeq and is a predicted model, not a curated record. Gene Ontology annotation, biological process: protein homooligomerization. NCBI's taxonomy places the organism in Eukaryota, Fungi, Glomeromycota, Glomeromycetes, Glomerales, Glomeraceae.
AAAAAAUAUUUUUCUCGCCUUAUUCAGUUUUACCGUAUUUUUGAGAAAAAAAAUGUAUAAUGAAUUAAAUGAACGUAUGAAUAAAAUGUCUGUUAAUGAAGAAAUUAUUACAAAAAGUAAUGAUGGUUGUAAUGCUAAAAGCUUAAUCGAAGAUCGAAUCAUUCUUAACGUUGGUGGUAUCAAGUAUGAAACGUUUAUAUCGACAUUGACAGCAUAUCCUGAUACAUUACUUGGAAUAAUGUUUUCGGAACGGAAUAAAGAUAUGGUACAUUCAACGAAUGGAAAUGAAUAUUUUUUUGAUCGAGAUGGUUAUUUAUUUCGAUAUGUUCUUCAAUAUUAUCGAACAGGAAAAGUUCAUUGGCCAGAAUUUCUAUCAUCAAAUCAAAUGGAAAAUAAUUCAUUUGUAGAUAAAGGAUUAAAACAACCCGCAUCGCCAAUAGAAGUAGCGGGAAUAAUAUCAUUAAAUAACAAAGAAGGAGGAGUAGUGGAUAAUUUAACUGGAUUAGGAGUAGGGAAUUACGUAUCAUUACCAUUCACAAGAGAAGAAUUGGAACAAGAAUUAUUAUUUUUUUUAAUUCCAACAAGAUCAGAUGAAGAAUUAACUGAAUCCAUAUUACAGGAAGAAUCAUUAAAUGUUACUACACCAUUAUUAACAUUUGCAAAUAAAGCAGUGGUAGAUAAUGUUAAUGGAUUUUUAUAUUCAUUAAAAGAAGUGAUGUAUUCUUUGGCAUCAUUAUUCGAGAAAAAAAUCAUGAUAACAUUUUAUCACGAUAGACGAGCGCCAGUAUUUAAAUUAAUACCACCAAAUCCAAACAUUAUUAUGAACGAAUUAGCGCCCUUUAACGAAAAAAUGAAAACCAUUUUAACACCUUAUGCGGGAGUUGGAUAUACUUUAUUAAUGAAUUUUGAAAACGAAAUCGAAGCUUGGAUGAUUGAAGAAAUUAAAGAGUUGAGAUGGUUUAUGGAGAAACCCAGUGGGUUACCUAAUAGAUUUGUUUUAUAUUUGAGUUUUAAUGAUAAAUUUUUAAAACAGCAAAUUUUAAAAAAUAGUUUACUAUCCAAAGUUGUGAAUGGAGGUAAUGCAAGUCAAAAUUUAAAUACAAAUGUAAAUGAGAAUACUACGACAUCAUCUGCUACAAAUGCAAUGGGAGAAAGUUCUGGAGGUGAUGCAAUUGCAAAUUCUUCAACAACAUCAUGAAAUAAAGUAAUAUGUUGCAAAGGUAAGGUGAAUUUAAUAAAAAAUAUUUCAGAUUCAUUUACUUUUAUAAUAUUAAAUUUAUUAAUAUAAAUCGAUCUAUAUAAAUU